Messenger RNA from Pomacea canaliculata, 3360 nucleotides. RefSeq lists its product as uncharacterized. Bases 538 to 2961 code for a protein of 807 amino acids. Lineage: Eukaryota; Metazoa; Mollusca; Gastropoda; Architaenioglossa; Ampullariidae. The transcript has 11 exons. The record is from RefSeq and is a predicted model, not a curated record.
AUGCGAUAAACAAGAAAAAAUCUUGUAUUUGACUGAUGUCUGUGCUGUUCCCGACUUACACUUCGAAACACCAGAUGUGUGUAACUUGAGCUGAUAACCCGGACAUAUUUCAGUUAUGUUUUACAAACAGACAGUUGCACUGGUGUUGACAUGAUUAGACGACAGUCGCGAAUGUUUCGAAGUCACUGUCUCAUCCCGAAUCGAAUUUUUGUUUAGUUUUGUUUUAUUUUGAGGAGCUGGUAAUGGAGACUGACCGAAAUUUUAAGUCCUCCACCAGUGACAGGAACUUCAGUGUGAUUUGAUAGCAGCCCACCUUUGUUGAACUCACGGCAAUUCUUUUAGGUUUGAACGCAUCUGUGUCUAUAAUGUAAGUCACGGAACAAUAUUAUUUGCUGAGAUUUUGUGAGAUUUGGAGAACUAAACCCAGUAACGAAUGUAAGCUAUUUAUGUGAACAUAGCUUUGAGUCAGGUGAAUCGCCUUAUCGAGGAUAUAUCAUCAGGCUGAGAUAAACUAUUGUACGCACAAGAGGCUUGUGAAUGAAACGAUUUAUUCUCUCUUUGAAGGUAAACUCAAAAUCAGACAUAUUGUCUGACACAACUUGCCCAAACACGGGGAAUUCUAGGAGCCAAGCUUAUUCUGAGUUACCGACACCUCAAAUGAAGCAGGAUGAGGAGCUGUGGAAGUCAGAGGACUGGUACCCACCGCUCUGUCCCCCCGAGAGCCUUAAGGAGGAACUACUUCGAGAGGAGGACUUUACAGAGGUGGAUAAAGUGGCCAGGGAGACACCAGAUUCACUAAAGAAUAAUUUUGAUGAACUUAUCAACUACCUCACCAGUCAUUUUAAUUCCGACCUACAAAAGUUAAGAUCCAUUUUUGUGUGGAUGGGCGCUCAGAACAUCGGAUGUCAACAAGAGACAGACACGUGCGAAGACAACCAGAGCCCAAGAUAUUACCUGUACAACACAUGCAAAAAUCAUGUUUUCAUCGGUAAACUGUUCGUUAAGAUGUGCAGAUGUGCAAGAAUUCCAUGUAUACUCGUGAAGGGUGUGGCAAAAGGAGCUUCUUACACUACAGGUGACAAUGAGAUUAAAGCAAAAACCACCUGGGCAGUUGUACACGUGGCCGGCAGCUGGCGGUUUGUGUUCCCUCACUGGGCCUUUGUCAAAGCAAGCGGCCACCAAAAAGGAAACUGGAUGUUAGUUGAGGAUUGUGGAAAUUCUGCAAGAACAAGGUUCACAGCCAAUGAUGGUAAACUCAUAUCCGAUAUAGACGAAUUUUAUUUUCUAACGGAUCCUGAUGUCAUGAAAUACAUCUGUCAUCCCAAUGACAAAGAGAAGCAGCUGCUGCAUGAGCCAUGGACAAAAGAACAGUUCUUUGCUUCACCACAUUUCUGCAAUGCUUAUUACUCCUCGGGAUGGCAUCUGCUCAGCCCUGCAACAUGUCUUAUAAAAACCCACAUGGGAGGCUGCUCCAUCGACUUCUUUAGUCCAGGAGGAGACUCGAAACUCGAUUACAAGCUGUUUUUUGACGAAAGUUGUUCUGGGAAUACAUUUACAAAAGAGAAAGAAAGGGAUCGUUAUGUAAUAAUGCUGAGUCAGACACUGCAAACCACAUCACUCUUGGUCAGACUUCCAGAGACAGGAACUUAUAAACUUGAACUGACUGGGGUUCAUAAAGGUAAUGCCUGCAAGGUGUUACAUUUUCGUAUCGACUGCGAUUAUGUGCCUCCUGAAACACGACCCUUCCCAACCCACCCAAAGAACGGCUUUGGCUUUGGUGAAGCAGCUGCCGAAGCAGGAUUGUCAGAACCUUCACAUUCGGAAGGAAUCGUUGAGGUGAAACGUGGUGAAGAGGUCAACAUCCACUUUAAAGUUGAAGCCAACUUGGACAUUUCACCCAGACUAAUCCACUUUUUUUGGAAACCAGAUGAUCUUCAUGACAAUGUGCUUGUGCGUCGAGAAGAAGCUAAUGUGACAAUCACUGUGAAAGUGCCCACAGACGAUCCUGCUCCAGAAUUUUCUCUGGAAAUUGAUACCAUCAAGAACUCACACGGACCGACGGAACCUUGUGUUAAUGCUCAAGUGUUAAAUUACUUGCUGACUUGUGAUAAAACACUGCAUUCGAUAAUAACUGACAAGACCAAACAGACACACUUACAGUGUUAUGAAGACGCUUACAUCGCUCUUGCCGAAGACAACGCACGACUGUUAGAAAAAAUUGCCCCUCGCAUCAAGAUGGCCGGUCUGAAAGAUCCAAUAUUAGAUGAAAAACUAAAAUCCAAAAAAUCAAAGUACAAACGCUUACGAAAGGAAGUGAUUGCUGCUGCCGAGGAAAAAAACUUUGAUCGACUGAAUCGUGCUCUUCAACACUGUCUGGUUGUAAACCUUCAGUACACACCAGAGGUAGAGGGAGCAAAGGACGUCCUGUUUGCUUUGUGUAAAGAAGAAGUUGAAAAAGUCUUUAAACAUCUGGAAGUCCAAGAACUCCAAUAUUGUCUAGAGAAAGUGGCUCGUUCCUUGGUUGGUGAAGCAGUAAAGGAACAGGUUUGGUUUAAGAACGCACAGGAAGUGUGUAAACAACUAGACAAGCUCCAAGAAAGCAAACGAAUUAUACAGUCUCUGACAGACGAAGACUUGGCAAGUGUGUUUAAACCUCCUGACCACGUGGUUCAAGUUAUUUCUGCGACAUUCGUCCUGCUGGGGGAACGCCAAGCAGAACUUAAGACGUGGGAAGCUGUGUGGACAACACUGCACCAAGCUUACAAUGGGCAGCUUUUCACCAAACUGAGUUGUUUUGACGACUGUCUGCUGACUAAACACCAGGUGGAGCUGGCAGCUGAGAUGUUGCUGCCGUGUGAUGGAAAGUGUGGCGACGAUACAGUCAUCAGAAAUCUUCACGCAUGGUGUUUGGACAGGAUACAAUUCUACCGACUGAGAGAGGAAUUCACCGGGAUAAAAUAGCUUUAUUAAAGUAAAUGAUGUCGACAAUGAUCAAAACGGCUAUAACUCCCACUCCAUGUGCUAUAUAAUGUCAGAAUUAGAAACUAAAUUAAGUAAUAAUGUUGAUAUUUAUUCAAUUUGUUAACGCCAUCAUAAGUUGUUUAUGUGUACCUUACCAAGAGCACAGAAAACAACCUCUGCAUUGCAACUACUAAGACAUUGGCCCAAAAACCUCAAUACUUAAUGUUGUAGUCAUGAUGAGUGUCAAGUACAAUAUAAAGUUGUAUGCAGUUCAAACAUAUUGGUCCUCAUAUCGCUAUUGACUUUUUAUUUUACUUUUCUAUGUAACAUGCCAUGUAAAGAAUAAUUGCCCUUUGACCUACUGGCUGAGAUUAAUGGUUGGUGUUGAGUGGAAUAAAA